GAGAAGAUGACGCCAUGGGAACAAAAACAGUUGUCGGACGUCUUUACUGGACCAGACAGACACAGGAGGGAUCAUGAAAGCCACCGUUGUCCUUGUAUUGUUUGGAUUGGGCCUGGUGUCGCCUGCCUGUCAGCCAGGAUGGACUCAGUUCAAGGAAGACUGUUUAUUAAUCAGUAACCAUCAACGAAUAUGGCUGGAUGCUGAGUCUGACUGCCGUCACCACGGGGGCUGGUUGAUGUCAGAUGACAACGAGCCUAAGCACGAUUUCCUCGCAACCCUACUCUACCCGUUCAAAAAUUUCCACAUGACCCAUUACUUCAUCGGCGGUUCCGACACAGCUUUUGAGAAUCAAUGGCGAUGGUUAGAAACUGGAGUUAAUGCGGGUCCAUUCACAAAAUGGGGUACGGGGGAACCGGACGGAAACAACUCUAAAAACUGUUUGGGUCUAAAAUGGGAGGACGACCGUAGCCUGGUGUGGUCGGACGAGUCGUGCGGACAUGCUGCGUCUCAUCACCACCACGCUCAUGGUCAAAUGUACUACAUCUGUGAAAAACCCGUCAACAAUUCCGGUUCAAUGGCGAUUGGUCGUCGUUGAUUUCACGUGAUGGAAACUGUAUUGUAAUGCAAUUGUAAUAGGUUACCAAAAAUAAUAUAUUUCAAGUAA
Mizuhopecten yessoensis (Yesso scallop) is the source of this 664-nucleotide messenger RNA. RefSeq names its product lactose-binding lectin l-2-like. Bases 74 to 595 code for a protein of 173 amino acids. The transcript has 5 exons. The record is from RefSeq and is a predicted model, not a curated record. NCBI's taxonomy places the organism in Eukaryota, Metazoa, Mollusca, Bivalvia, Pectinida, Pectinidae.